GCGGCACCAACCGGGCUGAUCAGGAGCCACAUAACCUGGGCCCGGGGCCACCCGAGGGCGCUCAUCACCAGCAUAAAUAGCUCCGGCGGCCGGCGGCUCGGCUCACUAGUCACUACCGGCGGAGCACAGCGGUCGCCACGUGCCUGACGGAAUCGGACGCUGCAGUCCAGAGGUCACCGAGGGUUGUCAGUGUAGCCUGAGUGAAAAUCUCUCCGGGAGUUGCCAUGGCACCGCCCGCGCCGACUGAGGAGACCCGCUCGUCCUCCCGGCCACUGACCGAGGACGAGUUUAUUCGACCCGACCUGCCCUCCAAGUGCACCUGGCAGCUGGGCGCCGACCCGGCCACCAACCCGCACCACCGCCAGUGUCCCCGGGAGCGACUCAACCUUUCACCCGACAUUCUGCACGAGAUCGGACGCACUCCGCUGGUCAGGCUCAACAAGAUCCCCCAGUCACUGGGACUCAAGUGCGAAAUGUACGUGAAGUGCGAGUAUUUCAACGCCGGCGGCAGCGUCAAGGACCGCAUCGCCUUGCGCAUGGUGGAAGAGGCCGAGAAGGACGGCAGGCUCAAGCCGGGAGGCACCCUGAUCGAGCCCACCUCCGGAAACACAGGCAUCGGCAUAGCUCUGGUGGCGGCCGUCAAGGGCUACCGCACCAUCAUCGUGAUGCCGGAGAAGAUGUCCAACGAGAAGGUGGCCGUGCUGCGCGCCCUGGGAGCGGAGAUUGUCCGCACGCCGACGUCCGCCCACUGGGACUCGCCAGAGAGCCACAUCUCCGUGGCGCAGCGGCUCAAGAAAGAGAUUCCCGGCGCUGUAAUUCUGGAUCAGUACCGAAACAAGGAUAACCCGCUGGCGCACUACGACACGACGGCGGCGGAGAUCCUGGAACAGUGCGGAGGACAGGUGGACAUGGCCGUCGGAGGUACUGGCACCGGCGGCACCAUCACCGGCCUGGGGCGCCGAUUCAAGGAGGUCAAUCCGAAGUGUGUGAUCGUUGGUGUGGACCCGCACGGUUCCGUGCUCGGACAUGACAAGGAGGAGGAUGUCGAGGGCGUGUUCUUCGAGGUCGAGGGGAUCGGCUACGACUUCUACCCGACCGUACUUGACCGUAAGAUCGUGGACAAAUGGGUCAAGACCAGAGACAAGCCAUCAUUCCUGAUGGCGCGCCGCCUUAUCCGGGAGGAGGGGCUGCUGUGCGGCGGCAGCAGCGGGACCGCGGUCUGGGCGGCCUGCGAGGCGGCCCGUGAUUUGCCGGAGGGCUCUCGUGUGGUGGUCGUCCUUCCGGACAGCGUCAGGAACUACAUGACCAAGUUCCUCGACGACGAGUGGAUGAAAGACCACCAGUUCCUCGACGUCGGCGAAGCAAAACACGGCACCUGGUGGGGCCAGCUACGCGUCUCAGCACUGAAGGUGACCACACCCAUGACGGUGCUGCCGGAGGUCACUGUACAGGACGCCGUCGAUAUCAUGAAGAGGGAGAGAUUCGACCAGCUGCCCGUCAUCAACGACGCAGGAAAAGUGCUGGGCAUGGUGUCACUGGGCAUGCUGGUGGCGAAACUGGCGCACCACAGGGUCGAGCCGACCACACCAGUCGGAGAGGUGCUCUACGGACAGUUUAACAAGGUUAAUCUGGACCACUCUCUGGGCACGCUGUCUCAGUAUCUGGAGAAGGACCACUUUGCACUCGUCGUACAGGAGCAGAAAGUUUUCAAGGAUAAGGAGCACACGGACACCAAGGAAGUCAUUGUUGGUCUGGUCACCCAGUUGGACCUCCUUUCCUACAUCAUGGAGUACGAGCAGAAGCACAAGAUGGACACAGAAGGACCCGGCGCCAGCGCACAGUGAACGACGAAAGAGCACCUCUUUUGCCUGGGGGGGGGGGAGGCGUAAUUGAAGAGGGCAGCGCCGAUGGAAUCGUGCGCGCAGCAUCCGACUUCUGGGGCCAGGGGUCUCAGAAUCGUGACAGCGGGGGACGGAGGCAUGACUGAGUGGCGUGUGAACUACCGUUAUCAGCCUGGUAGUGCCACGUUAGCCGUUAAUCGUAAGAUUUGCAAGUGCGGCGCGUAUAUAAGGCUUGUAUUGCUGGGGUUACAGCCAGCCCUUCCAGAACUCAGCAAUCAUUCACGGCGCUAUUAUGAAGCUUAUUUCUUUGUGCAAUAUAUGCUAUACUAUGUGAAUCUU
Amphibalanus amphitrite is the source of this 2180-nucleotide messenger RNA. Its product is annotated as cystathionine beta-synthase-like protein. NCBI's taxonomy places the organism in Eukaryota, Metazoa, Arthropoda, Thecostraca, Balanomorpha, Balanidae. Bases 225 to 1844 code for a protein of 539 amino acids. The record is from RefSeq and is a predicted model, not a curated record. The transcript is spliced from 13 exons. Gene Ontology annotation, molecular function: cystathionine beta-synthase activity; cysteine synthase activity. Gene Ontology annotation, cellular component: cytoplasm.